Rhopilema esculentum is the source of this 1140-nucleotide messenger RNA. RefSeq names its product ATP synthase F(1) complex subunit gamma, mitochondrial. Gene Ontology annotation, molecular function: proton-transporting ATP synthase activity, rotational mechanism. NCBI's taxonomy places the organism in Eukaryota, Metazoa, Cnidaria, Scyphozoa, Rhizostomeae, Rhizostomatidae. The record is from RefSeq and is a predicted model, not a curated record. Gene Ontology annotation, biological process: proton motive force-driven ATP synthesis.
AAUGAUCCCAGAAUGCUUAUCCUCCUCCUUUUCCAUUGGACUCAUCAUGGCUGCUCCGGGCAUUUUCGCCAAGCUAACCCUGUUCCAGUCGCCAGCAUGUGUUGGUGCAAGGAACAUGGCAACAUUGAAAGACAUUCGACUCCGAUUGAGAUCUGUGAAGAACAUCCAGAAGAUAACAAAGUCAAUGAAGAUGGUUUCUGCAGCUAAGUUUGCGAGAGCUGAAAGAGAGCUUAAGUCAGCCAAAGUUUAUGGAAAAGGAGCAACAGCUUUGUACGAGAAAGGGGAAAUUGGCUCAGACGAGAGUAAGCCAAACCAUUUAAUGUUUGCAAUUUCGUCAGAUCGGGGUCUAUGUGGUGGGAUCCACUCAGGAAUGGCUAAAGCAAUCAAAGCCAAAGUAGUGGAGAAAGGCAAUGCCUCAAAUCCAAUGAUAGUUAUCUGUGGAGAUAAAGUGCGAGGAAUCUUGCAGAGAACCCUAGGUGAUAAAGUUCUCAUGCAUAUGAGUGAAACUGGUAGAAAGCCACCAGUGUUUAGCGAGGCUUCAUUUAUUGCUGGUGAAAUUCUUGAUAGUGGCUUUGAAUUUGAUGCUGGGGAAAUGUUCUAUAAUGAAUUCAAGAGCGUGGUUUCAUUCAAAGUCAGAUCUAAGGACCUUCCUCCUCUUGAUGCAGUUGCAGAUUCCGAAAACAUAAACCUAUAUGAUGAUGUUGAUGCUGACGUGUUGCGUAAUUACCACGAGUUCACUUUGGCAAGUAUUGUUUAUUAUGGCCUGAAAGAGUCUGCGUGUAGCGAGCAAAGUUCCAGGAUGACAGCAAUGGACUCAGCCAGCAAAAAUGCAGGUGAAAUGAUUGAUAAACUUACGUUGACGUUUAAUCGCACCCGACAAGCAGUGAUAACAAAGGAAUUGAUUGAAAUUGUGUCUGGUGCAGCGGCCUUGGAAUAAACCUUCUGUGGUGGAAUACGCGUGUUCUGUCAAACAAAUGCUCAAAUGAAGCAGUUUGCUUUCUUUCAGUGAUAUGUAUUUUACAAUAUUGAUAGUUUUGAAAUAUUAAGUUGGUCAUAUGAUGCUUUUUUGAACCCUUUCAAGAGUACGUGUAAUCAUUGCCUGUUACGUCGACUAAGAUGAACAUAAUGAAUUAGUUCCAA